Molecule: messenger RNA, 8461 nt
Organism: Amphiprion ocellaris (clown anemonefish)
Lineage: Eukaryota; Metazoa; Chordata; Actinopteri; Pomacentridae
Gene: b3gnt2b
Product: UDP-GlcNAc:betaGal beta-1,3-N-acetylglucosaminyltransferase 2b
Exons: 3
Coding region: 4217-5410 (397 amino acids)
Cellular component (GO): membrane
Molecular function (GO): hexosyltransferase activity
Source: RefSeq, a predicted model, not a curated record
UAAGGGACGGCUGGAGGUAAACUAGACUAAGGGAAGGCUGGAAGUAAACUAGACUAAGGAAAGGCUGGAGGUAAACUAGACUAAGGCUCGAGGUAAACUAGGCUAAGGAAAGGCUGGAGGUAAACUAGACUAAGGCUGGAGAUAAACUAGACUAAGGGACGGCUGGAGGUAAACUAGACUAAGGGAAGGCUGGAAGUAAACUAGACUAAGGAAAGGCUGGAGGUAAACUAGACUAAUGCUCAAGGUAAACUAGGCUAAGGAAAGGCUGGAGGUAAACUAGACUAAGGCUGGAGGUAAACUAGACUAAGGGACGGCUGGAGGUAAACUAGGCUAAGGGAAGGCUGGAAGUAAACUAGGCUAAGGGAAGGCUGGAGGUAAACUAGGCUAAGGGAAGGCUGGAGGUAAACUAGACUAAGGCUCGAGGUAAACUAGGCUAAGGAAAGGCUGGAGGUAAACUAGACUAAGGCUGGAGGUAAACUAGACUAAGGGACGGCUGGAGGUAAACUAGACUAAGGGAAGGCUGGAAGUAAACUAGACUAAGGAAAGGCUGGAGGUAAACUAGACUAAGGCUCGAGGUAAACUAGGCUAAGGAAAGGCUGGAGGUAAACUAGACUAAGGCUGGAGGUAAACUAGACUAAGGGACGGCUGGAGGUAAACUAGGCUAAGGGAAGGCUGGAGGUAAACUAGACUAAGGGACGGCUGGAGGUAAACUAGGCUAAGGGAAGGCUGGAGGUAAACUAGGCUAAGGGAAGGCUGGAGGUAAACUAGACUAAGGAAAGGCUGGAGGUAAAUUAGGCUAAGGGACGGCUGGAGGUAAACCAGACUAAGGGAAGGCUGGAAGUAAACUAGACUAAGGAAAGGCUGGAGGUAAACUAGACUAAGGCUCGAGGUAAACUAGGCUAAGGAAAGGCUGGAGGUAAACUAGACUAAGGCUGGAGGUAAACUAGACUAAGGGACGGCUGGAGGUAAACUAGGCUAAGGGAAGGCUGGAGGUAAACUAGGCUAAGGGAAGGCUGGAGGUAAACUAGACUAAGGGAAGGCUGGAGGUAAACUAGGCUAAGGAAAGGCUGGAGGUAAACUAGGCUAAGGCUGGAGGUAAACUAGACUAAAGCUGGAGGUAAACUAGAAUAAGGCUGGAGGUAAACUAGACUAAGGGAAGGCUGGAAGUAAACUAGGUGAAGGGAAAGCAGACCAAACAGCAGCAGAGUUGUUGCUAGGAGGCUUAAAGCAACACAAUCCAGAAGCAGGAAGGAGGAGGAAGUCACUGAUCCGUUUAAACAGCCUUUAGACUGCUUCCCUAUCACAGUUAGACAUUUAUUCAGGUUUUCAACACGUAUAGGGGAGUAAAAACAUCUAUAUAAUGCUCAAUCACACUUUAGUUUCUUUAGUGAGAUCUGUCGUCUGAACACCAUCUACAGUAGAGUUCUGUUUCUGUUUCUACUUUAAUCUCGUUUAUAUUUAGACACAAACCAGAGUUCAGCCAGCUGCUCAAUAAUUACCUCUUUAUAUGAUCAUAUAAAUAAAUCACUAUGCAGAUAUUCUAAUAAGACUUCGAUUGAUCAAACAAGAUCACAAAUUAUUUCUGGUUUCUGCUCAUUUGAGAUAUAUAAUUUUAAGUGAAACAGUUUGUAUCCUGUUAGUGUGAUUUUAUUGUAUGCUGAUAGAAGCAGCUAAUAAUAAUAAUAAUAAUGUAUUUUAUUUAUAGGAUGCCAUGCGAAGUAAACAGAGUUAAAACGCAGUUCAUUACAACCACUGAUCUGCUCAGAGAGCUGCUAGAAUGACUGGAGGUUGUGUGUUUGUUUUUCUGACUGAAAUGGUCCGGAAAUCUAGAAAAUGUUUUUUCCCUCAGUGACCCCUAAUAACCUGCAGAUGCUGAGACUCGCUCUGAAUGGUUGAACUGGUUCUGGAGUAAAACCUCCCCCUACCCCUAACUAACCCUAACCUCCUGUCUGAACUGUACAGUUAAGGUUAGUUAAGGCUAACUCUAACCCUUUACAGUUAAAGUGGGACGUUCGGUUUGCUCGGCCUGUUGUUUGUCAUCCUUCCUCUCUCUGCCUUCACAAAUACAGGUGAUUUGUCAUGAGAUUAAUUUUAUUUAUUUAAAGCUCCUGAGAAACCACAUUUACAGACCCUCAUUCUGAAUGCUGCAGAGGCACAAAAUAAUAAUAGCAAUAAAAGUUCAUCUGCAUGUAAGAGGAAAACUACUUCAACAAUAAAUACUUAAAACAUCAUUUAUUUUAAAAAGAAAAUUUCCAUCUCAGCUUUGAUUGCAGCUUUCCAGGAUUUUUACACAUUUUUAUGUUAUAGUUUAUUAAAUAAAUGGAGUUUAAUGAACACUGAGGCUCCAGCAGAUGAACAGUUAAUCAGAAAAACACUGAAUCCAGACAUUUUCAGAGAAGCAUGGCAAAGAGAAAGUUAUCAGAGAGAAUGUGAUUCUGCCAAAACAGAAACCUGAGGCAGAGUCGACCAACUAAAGGCUUUAUUGUCUGCUCAGACUUUGUUUCCAGACCUUAAUGUGACAAUCCUCCCUCAAAUAUUUGACUUUAAUAAAAUUGUCCUCUGAUAUAAUAUUGUCAUUAUUAAAUAAACGGCAUCAGAUUAUAUAAGACGAUUCCAGGAAAACCUUUUCCAGUUCAUUUUGUUCGGAUGUGGCUUCAGGUGAACCUUUAUUUAUGUUGGCUCAUUCUGUAAUAGUUUUAUAAUAUUUAGAUUGAACGUCUCUGUGAGGUCUAGUUCCUCAGACAUGUUCGUACUGAUGUCUGUGAACUCCCACUGGAUGGCUGCUGAUUUGCAGUUUGCUGAAGGAUUUUCUGUCUUAAAGUUGUGAAAGAGUCGGCUGAUGACGUUAGAUAGGAGGGCAGCAGCAGCUAAAGAAAAUCUGUGGUUUAGAAGAACAGUUUAAGCCUUUUGGCAGCACCGCCCUUCUAAAAUACAUGAGAGAAAAACACUGUUCCUGUUUUAAUAUCUGAACACUAACUCUUUUAUGGCAUCACUGAACAAAACUAUUUAACCCUCUGAAGUCCAAAACCUGCCAGAACAUUUCAAACACGUCAUUUUUUGAAAUAGUCGACCAUUUAUCAGAGCAAAAAAUAGAAAGAACCAGAAAAUCUACACCUAAAGUCAGAAUACUUCAUCAAGAUCACUUAUUUCUAUGUCUCAUGUACUUUUAACAAAAAAUAAUGUGUCAUAAAAAAUAUUCUGAGCUCCUCAGCACCACCAAAAAGCUGUGAUCGACUCGACUGUAACCAGAGCUCAGAGACUUUCAGCUGAACUUUAGGAUGAGAAAACAGCAGAUGAACGUAGAAUUAAAUUCAAAUGCAGGUAGUAAAAUAUCUGUAGAAAACAAAGCCACAGUUUUAGUGUUCUGUGUCGGUAACCUAUAUUUACACUGGAAAAAUGUUGAUUCCAGAUCAUAUUUACUUUUCAGAAAAGAAAAGAAGUUAAAGAAAUUCAGUGUUUUUCUAUUUUUUAGGAGUUAGAAAAUGAUAAGUUUAAGGGUUAAUUUAUGAGAUUGCUCUACUUCUAGCCAUGAUUGUGUUUCCAUAAAACUGCAGAACUUUAUAAUGAAAAGAAACCCGUAAAAAAAAACCCCACAGCUACACGUUGGAAACUCUGAAGGAAACGACAGCUGGAUUACUAAACUACUAAACUGAAUGUCUUCUCUGCAUGUUUGGUUUAGAUCUUUAUCUAAUGAAUCCACAUCCGUUCAGUAGUUUGGCAGCUGACGUAUGACCUUCAUGUUCAGAAAAUAUAGUAGAAAAGAUGCUUCAGUAAAUAAUAAUAGUACUAAUAUAUUAUUAUUAUUAUUAAUGAGCGAUCUUUAUGCCUUCAUGGGAUCAUUGUGUUGAUUUGGUUCAGUGUCCUCUGAGUCUCUUUUAGCAGCUUUACAGGAAAUGUGGCAGAAAUUAGAAACUCCAUGUGACUCUUGUGUCACGUUGGAGUUGUGGUUGAAUGUCUUCUCUUCCUUUUUAACACUUGUUCCUUAUAAACAGAGAAGUGGUGAAACAACACAGUUCAGUAAAUGUCCUGCUGGUAGUGAGGCAUAAAAACCAAGAUCCUGUUUUCCUACUAUUGGAAAGAACAUUGUCAUCACCAGCGGUCCGUUAAGUGGUUCAUUCUGUCCAUCUCUGUUCUAGGUUAUCGGUCUGUUUGGGGUUUUCUGUCCUUAAAGUCUUUAUUUCUUCUUCUGUCCAGGAGGACUGGUGCAGGAUUGGUCAUGGCGCUGCUGAGGAGGAGGCUGAAGCUUGUGGUGACCGUGACGAUGGUUAACCUCUUCAUCUUCAUCUUCAUCUCCAGAAGUAGCAGCCAAGACAAAAAUGGAGGUCACAAGGUCCAGGUCCCUUCCAAACCCUUCUGGACCAAACUGAUUCCCAGCCCUGCAUACUGGAACCGCCAGCAGCAGAUUCUGGACAUCCAGAACAAUCCUAUUCUGAUGGCGAACCUCAGCGAUGCCGGGUUACCCGGUUGGCUCAACGUCAGUAGUUUGCCCUCCGACCCCUGUCAGCCCAACUUCAGGGUCACCACUCAGGUGAAAGACUACAACUCCCUACCGGACCGCUUCAAGGACUUCCUGCUUUACAUGCGCUGCCGCUCUUACCCAAUCACGAUGGACCAGCCUGACAUCUGUAAGGAACCACCCUUCCUGCUGCUGGCUGUCAAAUCUCUGGCUCCGCAUUUUGACCGCCGCCAGGCCAUCCGAGAGUCCUGGGGACGGGCAGGCCUUACGGCCAAUCAGACGGUGGUCACUAUCUUUCUCCUGGGCAACGCCACGGCUGGGGACCACCAUCCGGAUCUGUCCGGGAUGCUGCGCUAUGAGAGUGUCCGCCACAAAGACAUCAUCCAGUGGGACUUCAGGGACUCUUUCUUCAACCUGACUGUCAAAGAGGUUCUGUUCCUGGAGUGGAUCCAGACUCGCUGCUCUGGUGCUCGCUUCAUCUUCAAAGGGGACGACGACGUCUUCGUCAACACCUACCGCAUCCUGAAUUUCCUGAAGGGCCUCUCGGAGCCCAAAGCCAGGGACCUGUUUGUGGGUGAUGUGAUCACCAACGCAGGGCCACACCGAGACAAGAAGGUCAAAUAUUUUGUCCCUGAGAGUUUAUACGUGGGGAUGUACCCUCCAUAUGCAGGAGGAGGCGGGUACCUUUACUCUGGAGAUGUCGCUGCUCGUCUUUACAACGCGUCCCAGCGAGUAGCACUGUACCCCAUCGAUGACGUCUACACGGGUAUGUGUUUCCGUAAGCUGGGGCUGGCCCCAGAGAAGCACAAAGGCUUCAGGACCUUUAACAUAGAGGAGAAGUACAGGUCCAACCCUUGCGCUUACAAGCGCUUAAUCCUGGUCCACCCGAGGACGCCGCAGGAGAUGAUCCAGAUCUGGGAUUGGCUCAGCAGCCCAGGUCUGGUCUGCCAGUGAUGGACACGACAUGAUGGGGUUGUUCCUAACAGGUCAAAGUGACAAAUACUUCACCUGGAACAGGGUCAUGACUUAAAAGUUGGCAGCUUUAAGUUAAGAUAUUAUUAAAUGGUCACUUGGAGCCUCAGUUCGGCACAGCGGAUGCUUAAAGAUGAGGACGGAUGGGACGAUAUCAUGAGGUUUCCAGAUGUGCCAACUCUGCUUUACUGUCAGACGAGCUUCACUCAAAGUGAAUGUGUCUUUGAGUGCAUAUAUUUAUAUCACAACUAUUUAUACGGCCUUCAUGAUGCUUUAACACUGUGUCUGCUCCAUGACGGAGUGUCUCAAUGCUGUAUUUAAUAAAUGAGGAGACCAAGACCUGGAAGUGUCCACUUGGGACUCGCUGAUCAAAGGUAGAAGAUGCUGCAGCCGUGUUUCCAUUACCAGUUUUCAUGUUCGCUUUUGAAUUUUUCUGAUCCGCUGUUUCUGCUUCAUUUGUUGUCUUUGGCCAAAACCAGCAAAGAGUCUCAACUUUCUGAUUAGAGAAGCUUUUCCUGAAGACUUGAAAACAGCUGGUUUUUUGUCCAGCUUCUUCUCCACUGUUUAUUACAAGCCAUGUAGCCUAUAGUGCCACCUUCUGGCAACACUAAGCAGCCCAGUUUGUUGGCUUCACAGCAGUCAAUGGAAAUAAGCGACAUUUAAAAGUUAUGGAAACACGGCUUGUGUCAGGUUACUGGGAGUGAUGGAAAACAACUUUUUCAGCUCCCGUUCGUACCAAACAUCAUUUAAAGGGUAAGUUCUCGGUACAACCAGUGUUUCCUACGUGCUUCGAGCUUUAAAAGUGGUUCCCUGUGAGCUCUUCCUUGUAGCUGGAGGCUUCGUUUGUGCUGCUAUCCUCACUCUCUCUACAGUAUUUACUUGUGAAAUGGAACCAGUUUCUCCUGGUAAAGACUUGUGUUUUGUUCACAAAUCAUUUUUUCAUGCCUGAAAGCUCAAGAUCCGUUUUCAUUUUAUUGGUAAUACUUAGAUUCUUCCCAUAACUUCUGCUGUUUUUUUUUUUUUUUUUUUUUUUUUUAAUGCACUGCAAAAGCUUCAGAUCAUGGUAGAGCUUUGAAAUGGGAGGUUUGGUUUAGUGACACACACGAGUCCGGUUCUGUUCAGCUCAGCAGGUCUGGGUUUGACAUGGAUGGAAAAAAUCCAAAUGCUGUCUAAUUCAGCUUUACGUUCACAAAAACUGCUUGUAUAAACCCUAAGUGCAUUUUCAGAGAUGUGUAGUUCAAAGCUUCAGCGUGUCGCUUUAACUCCACUCUGUUGUAUGAAAAUGUUAAAAAUGCUGCUUUAAGUGACGCCAGAGAGUCCAGAAUGCUUUAAAACCCUUUAAAACACUUUAAAAUCCUUUAAAAGCUUUAAAAUGCUUUAAAAUGCAGGUAAAACAUCAUUACUUGAGCUACCGAAGCUUCCGUUAUCCACUGUGUUUCCUCCGUGUUUUUAGAUCCAGUUUUACGUCUCCUGCUGUUAGUUUUAGAACAGAGAAUUCUAGUUUUAUUCAAAGUUGCUGCUCAGCUCAGUUUAUUUUUACUCACUGCUUUAUUCACCCUGCAGUGACGUUACUUUAAUAAUUACAGAGAGGAUCUUAAUAGGAACGUUCAGACAAACUCCAGGUUUAAGGUUGUUUUUCCAGAUUUAUUUCACUUUUAGAGGUGAUUUCCUUCAGUAUUCUCACUCGGAAUGGAUCUGAGUAAUGAGUGGCUGGUUUCAGUCGGAUGUUUAGACCCUGAACCUGGGGAUUUUAUUUGUAGAGAAGAAUGAUGGGGGGGUUUUUUGUCUCUGUUAGCGCUCCACCUGCUGGUCAGGAUGGUGAACUGCACACACUGGCAAACUAAACUCUCUAAACCUAAUUUAUUUACCCAUGACGUCCUUAUCUCCUCCUUCUCCAGAUCUUCUCCUCUAAAAGCUGUUUCUGUUUCUCUAUAAAAACUUUCUGUGGUGACUUUUAACCUGCAUUGAUGGCAGAUAGCUGCACACAAAUAAACAGAAAUAAAUUCUUAAUAAUUAAGGAAAGUUUAGACAAUCAGAGUGAAGCUCUUAAAUUAUUCAGACACUAUUUUUCCUUCCUGUCACGUGGCAGAAUCCGUCCAUGUAGGAUAAAAUACUAAAGACAGAGGAGCUGAUUUUGUCCCAGAUGAUUUAAACUCUUCUGUUUUUGGGUCAUAGUUUCAUUUUUCUGCUCGCUGCAGUUUGUGGCAACUUGAAAUGUUUACAUGUUAAAGGUCACAUAUACGUUACUUCUGUGUUUUUCACUUCAUGUUUUGCUGUUUGAAUUUAAUCUGCGCCUUUUGUCGUUUCGCUUCACAGUUUAACUCUGAAGGACCUUUUUUUUCAAUUAUCAUUUUGUAAAAGAUGCACAUCUUCUAGCUGAGGGUUUGAACAUCCAGUAUUUCUGCAGAACGUUUCGUUUCUCUGAGCUUCUCAGAUGCGGAUGUUGUUUUUCUGGGCAGCAGGUACAAAAACUCACAUAUUUCCAUCUAUAAUCGAACUGCAGCGAUUAUUCGAUUAGUUGUUAAAUCCAGGAUUCCAGCGCCUUAAAUCUGAAUUUGUUUGUGUUUCUUUCCUCCUUUAUGACAGUAAAUUUCAUGUUUUGUGUUGUGGACUAAAAUAAGAUGUUUGAUCUUUGGUUUUAGGACAGAAAUAAGCAUUUUUGAACAAGACCAAACAACUAAUUGACUAAUCGAGUAACAGUGGAAAUUAAUGAUUAUAUGUAAUGAAAUAUCACUUUAUCCAACCAGAAAGAUAAAUUCUUACUCCAAACAAACCUCUCAGAUGAUUUAACUGUUCCAUCAUCAUGCAUCUCGUCCAACUUAAUCUGAGUUUAUAUUAAAUGUCACUUUUUUUGUUACCCAGAGCAACGAUUUUAACCACAUUGUGAUUGAAUGAUUUAAUUUGGCUUCGUUAAGAUGAUCACCAAAUCUGUGCCUGAUGUUUGUAUGUAGAAGAACCAUGUUAAGCAUGAUCGCUUUAUUUCAUCCAAUGACUUGAUUUAUUUCAAUAAAGUUAUAUUUUGCUGUUUUUGUA